AUCAAAAUCCGUCUCAUCAGGAUAAUACAGACAACCCAUUCGCAUACUCUCGCAACCUGCAUUACUCUCGCAACCUGCAUCCCAAGCUGUAAGAAGGGUAAGAGUAAAAAUAAAUAGCUGAGUGUGCGACCCCACAAAUGCUUGACCCGCAAAGUUCCUCCUUCGGGGGAAGCGAGACAGCAAGAUUUCGGGGGGUAAACAAAUCCUCUAAGGACACGUUGAGCACGCUGAGGGCCGGCCUUGCCAGCCGUACAAACACUGAAGGAAUCAAUCUGUACCGAGACUCUAAUUAGUGCCUAAAAAUGACAUUGCGGGGGAAAGGAGUCUGGAACAGAUUUCCCCAAUUUAUACCCAAGCUGUUGUGAUGCCAAGACACAAACUGGACUAGGGCAAUUUUCCCCUGGUUGUUUCCUGACUUUAAAAUUUUGCCAAUGGGACAAGAACAAUCCGUUUGUUUUGGGGGUUGUCAGCAGCACUCUCCCGCAGAACAAAGGCUUUGUCCCUGCCGAUCUUGCAUCCUGCCCGGAAAGGGAAGUGAUCCGCCCAGGAUGGACCGUUGCAACCAACAUGGAAUUUCGCGACUCACAACUAGAGCAAAUCAAUUUGUCUCCAAGAACGCGACAACCACGGGAGGACAUUCUAACCUCCAGCGACCAAAAAAUAUACCAACCAUCGCCACAAGAUGGCCCCUAUGAUGACGUCCAAUUCCCCCACUUCGCCCUUCGGAUCGCAGAAGCCAGCUUAUUCCUUCAACAUGCAGAACUCCCGUGGAGGCAACCUCUUCUCCGGCGCUAGACCAACAGCGGGUCCAAGGGUGCAGGUACGUGACCCUCCUUCGUGUCCGAUGGAGAUUGGCUCUUGUGGAAAUGCUGGAUUGAGUACCGGAGACGCGAGCUAGAAUGCGCAAUAUGGGCUGACACCGUGGCUUUUUAUUUCUAUAGGUUCGACAAAUGGAAGGAAGCUGGGAUAUCAUGGGUGAUGAUGUACGUUACUUCUUGUUGCGAUCUCGUACUCCUCGCGCAUAACUCUCUACACCCCCCCCCCCCCACCAACACCACUGUUGGCAUUUGCGGGGCUCUGCAUCGCUUCACCCUUCCUCUAUCUCCGCCCUGCUCCCAUUCUAUCUUGUGGAAUUUCUAGAAUUAUGGCUCACGGUUUCAUCGAUGCAGGUAAGCGACGGAAUCCGUAACGACAACGAGGACGGCGACGACUCGAGAGCUUUAAUCUCCGAGGACGACGAACAAGAGGGUACCACCACCCUCCAUCUUUUCCUUGAUUUCCCCGCGCAGGGUAUUGACGGUCGUGAUAGAAACCAUGCCCCACUCCCCCGGUGCCCUGGAUGGCGGCAUCUUCGAUCAGGAGUGGCCGGAGGUCGAUGCGUUCGCCAUUGCACUAAGCUCCUCAAACCUCCUCCAAUCCGCGGAUCCCAACUCGGUACAGGCUGCAGUAUCCGGCUAUGACCUGAUCGAGCGAUUCCAGAAUGUAUCUGGGGCCCAGCUCGACGAGGUCAAGGCUGCGCAUAUGCCAGAGCUAUCACACGAAAGCGCCGCUGAUGUUGUGCACUGGGAGCUGGAACACCAGACUUGGGAGCUAUUCGGCACCCUUUCGUCGCAUAGACUUGAUGGUAGGAUUCGAGCACAGGAGCUACCGGCAGAGCUUGCAAACAACAAGUACACAAGUAAUCAACGGCUACGACAACACCUCCGUGAAACCGAUGCCAGGUUCCAGGAAUGGUGUUUGAUAUUGCAAUGGUUGUGUACAUACGCUCCGGAUCCGUCGGAUCUCUUUGAUAAUAUCGAGGAGAUUGGUGGAAAGGGGGGAUGGAUGUACACCAAAGAGAGCCUGAAAGCGGAGAGACGUCUUCGCGGGAAAAAGGGGAAGGCGACUCUGGUCUUUGGUUCUCUUGGAGGCGGAAGGCCCGGCAACAAAGUCACAGAAUUAGAUCCUGAUGCGCCCAGUAGACAGCGAAAACAGCUGGAGAAUGAGGAUAUGGAGUCCGAGAGAUUCCUUUUCCGGGCUAUCUGGGUGUUUCUGCGGAAGGGAGAUUUGAAGGGUGCAAAAGACCUAUGCGCCGAGAUGGGAGAGUUCUGGAGGGCUGCGAGUCUGGGCGGGGGAGAAGAAGCGUGGGAUCCGAUGGUUGACGGCCAACGAUUCGACAACCAGUCGGAUGAGGAAAGCAUGGAUAUGAGUGAGAACUCUCAGGCCGAAGGAGUUACGGGCAACAGAAGGAGGGAGCUGUGGAAGAGGAUGUGUUAUGCUAUCGCGCAUCGAAGCGGUGCAGAGGAGUGGGAGAAGGCAGUCUAUGGAACGCUGUGUGGAGACUUUGAAAGUGUAUGUGCUCCUGAAUCCCUCACUGUUUUGACAAGGGAAUCAUGAUUAACCAAGAAAAACAAACAAAAAAACAGGUUGCUCCUAUCUGUGCAUCGUGGGAGGAUCAUCUGUUUGCCCACGUGAAUUCGCUUGUCGAAGAGUACUACUCCCAGUAUCUACUCCAGCAUGGGAGGCUGUCUCCCACAGCUAUGAGUUUCCCCGCAUUUGACUCGACAGCGUUCCACUCCCGCACUGGAAGCCUCGCUGAAGACGAUACCGUACUCUCUAGAAUUAUCGAUACUCUGGCAUCUUUAGACCACAUUCAGGCAGAGUCUCGGGUACCGUUAAGGGUUAUCCAAGGAUCCUUGAUGUCUCUACGCUUUCAUGAACUCGUCGACGAGCUGUAUCGUCAGUUACUCACCUUCCGAGACAACCCAGAUUACGAUCCAUUGGGCGAGGAGGGUAGCAUAGGCGUAGACGUUACAGACUGCCGGACACUCCGAAUUGUUGUGCACAUUCUACUUGUACUCCAACUUCUAAAUGCUGGCUUCACCGAGGAUACGCCCUACCACACACAGGCCGAGUUCUUGAUUGCUGCUUAUAUCGAAUUCCUUGCAGAGGCCGGAAAGCUAAAGCUGAUACCGCUGUAUGCGGGACGGCUCUCGCCUCAAAAAGCUAUCGAUGUCAUGGGCGUGAUCCUCAACAAGAUUCGGGAAGAGCCGUUAAGGUUGGAACUCCUGGAGUUGAUGAGGACGCACAACAUCGACUACGUGGGGUGUCUGAAGAAGGGGAUGGAGAUCGCGUUGGGCUUGACAAAAAGCCACUACGAAAAUGAGCGGCGGCAUGUGGCCACAUUAUCUGUGACAGCGGACGAGAUUCUCGAGGAGGAUAACUUGUUGAUCCAGGGGUUGGAGUGGUUGGUUCUUGGGGGCGACGAGCUGAAGGCUGAAUCGGUAAAGUGCGCGACUGUGGUAUACAAACGGUUACUGCGUGAGUAGUCUUGGUUACUAUUAAUUCCCUCAGAAGGAUGCAUUUUACUGAUGGAACUCAGUUUCCGGGCGUCUGGCGGCAGCAAAGAGGGUUUCCCAGACUAUCAGGAGCACUGACCUGAUUCCCGAGGGUGGAGAUAUCAACGAUUUCGCUGCCGGGGGUAUGAUGGAAGAUGAUGGGUUCAGGGGUGUGUUCGAUAGCGAGGUUGAUCAAUGGGCUUUGGCAGUCAUCAUAGAAAUGGAAGUGUUCAUCCAAGCACUCGACGAAUUGGAAGCGUGGAAUGAGCUAUUGGGGCAAAGGACAGAGUACGAGAGCCCCCCAUCCCCCUCCUCCCAACCCCAGAACCCAGGUGGGCGUUCGGUCCUAACCAUAGCAACAGGAGACACCACCCUGAUCGCGCGAGGAAGGCGGCACUCAGCGAGGCUUACACCUCGACCAACCACAAGCUGGGCAAAGUGAUACGAUCCUGGCUAGACGAGACACUCAGCACCGUGCCCCCAUUCCCUCCCCAAUCUCACAUAAUAAAAGCAUCCUCUAUUGUAGCCAUCCGAAACAUGUACAUCCCCGAGCUCACAUUUGCCCUUCACGACGUCUACAUCGAGGCGGGGAAACAUGUGAGCAAGAACCUGUUGGGGAACACACUCGAACUGGCAACCGUUGUUGCGGAUCCGAAUAGGUCUGUGCUCAAGUGCUUCACCGAGACGGCGAGAGUUGAGGAGUACUUGAGGGCACUCGGACUGGCGAGUAGGAGCGUGUUGGGGGCUACUGGGGCAUCCUCUGAGAAGAAUGGUAGUAAAGCAUUGGGGAUCUGGAAGGUUAGAUAAUGAGAUCAUCACAUUAUACCCGACUUGUUUAUCUGCGUUUUUUUGUUUUUUCUUCACUUCGUUUCUCUUCGUUUCUUCCCUGUCUCCCAGUCUCCUUUUAUUUUAUUUUUUUCAUUUUUUCCACCUCUCCUGUCCGUGCAUCUAUCUACCAAUAGAAAUCUACAUAAUUUUUUUUUUUUUGCACGACCUGUGUUUUUCCCCCUUUCUAAAUGAUUUUGUUGUGUUCUCCCGAACCAAAUGUCCCUCCCUUAGGGAGUGGGACGAAGUGAGGUGCUUUACGCCAGUUUAGUUUGUCCCUUUCAUUUUUUUUUUCCCUUUUCUUCCCCCCCCUUUAACUCGUGGGGAUAUCGACAACAACCCGGAGUUUAUUCACUUCCUCCUCUGCCAUUUGCUGCAUUUCCUUACUGUAUCCCGCAGCCUUGCCCUGUCCACGUUCCUCCCUCGCCCAGCCCAUCCACUCCCACAUAUGAUUCGUACGUACCAUACAGUCAUACCAAGAACGAUCCAUCCAGUGAGAAGGUAAAAGAAAGAGAAGAAAAGAAAAGAAAAACAUGAGUAAAGCAAAGUACCACCGAACCCUACCCAUCCAUCCAACCUACCUAUCCCAUCACACGAACCCCACAAAGCUGAACGUAAUCUCCCUCACCCAUCCCAUCACCCCAUCAACACUACAUUGUACUAUACCUACUACCGUACCAGUACUACCUCUCCGUCCAUCCAUCCGCCUGUACGGGUACAGUACUUUGUGCUUUCUUUUUCCCUUUUUCCCUUUUUCCCUUUUCUCUUUCUUUUUUCUUCCUUCCGUUUUUACCCUUUCCCCAUUUGAUUUCUCCACCUCCCAACGAGAUCCUGUUCCUGCUCCAUCCAUCCUCCCAUUCCACUCUGGCCAAUACUUUGAGAUGGCGGGGACGUAUGAGAAUCUCGCGAUGGAGAUGUGUGAUGAGUGGCUGUCGGACCGGCAGCGGUGCGAAUCAGAGUACGAGUAGUUAUUAGUCCCUCUCCCUCCCUCCCUCUCUCGUUAGUCCGAGAGCUUGCGCGUGGGUGUGCGUGGGUGCGUUCGUAAUUGGUGACCUAGCCAAUUACAUUCAUGUUCAUCUGGUUGGUUGGUCGGUCGGUCGGUCGAGGUCGGUGAGUUCUGAGAGAGAGGGAGAGAGGGAGGGUGGUGUGUCGAUCGAGUGAGGGGCUAUGUUCGGUUGCUUCGGAGAAGGCGUUUCGCUAACAUGUAUCACAAAGCCCACUCACCAGUCUAGACUAUGUCAUAUCGUACCAUACCUGUGUUUAUUCCAUUUAUUAUCGUAUCGGGGGAGGGAUCUUGUGGGGGUUUAUCGCAGGUGAUUGGAUUGCCGACUCUGGGUAGGGCAACG
Messenger RNA from Tuber aestivum (summer truffle), 5488 nucleotides. NCBI's taxonomy places the organism in Eukaryota, Fungi, Ascomycota, Pezizomycetes, Pezizales, Tuberaceae. The record is from the annotation of a GenBank genome assembly.